CCACCGUGCGUCUGACCGGCAUAUCCAACAGACUUCAACCUCGGUUAUAAUUGUUGCAACUCUCUCACAUGCAACGUUAAAACUGUCGAACGGACAAAUUGGCUCGCGGCGCGGACACAUUUUGUUUGUGAAAGUGGAUUUUUUAAAUCACCCGAAGAAAACUCAGUUGCCGUGGUAGGGUGACUCACGAAUCACAGCGUUUGUUUCGUUUGUGUGGAUUGUAAACAAAAUCUCGGUUGGCGUGGUGCGUGGCGCGACUGUCCGAUGUCAUUUUCGAGACGUGCGUUAGUGUUUUGUUUUGUUUUGUUUUCCCGCGAAGGUUAAUUGUUUCAACAACUGUUUUGUCUGAGCGCGAAACAACCUGUUGUUUUAAACAGGCUGUGAUUUAAGUUUAGUUCAAUUUUAAUGUUAACAAAGAUACUGUGAUGAUGGGGCUCAGUGAUUUAAGUGAUAAUGUGGAAAACAACAACAAUUGCAAACAUGACAACAAAAAACAAAACGGAACAACAAUUAGUGACAACAGGAUAGAAGAAACCAUUUUUGAUGCAGAAAUGGUGUUAGAGCCAAAGUUCGUUGACUAUGGGAGCAUCCAUCCGACAGCAGACGUGUCUCAGCUUCAACAGCAUGCCUUACUGAGUCCGCGCUCAGUUUCAAUCACACCGCUAAACGACGAGGAACCACCAAACACAUCAGCCAGAUCGAUAAUGACACAAGGCGACCUGUACCAGCGCCAGCCGCUCCUGGCCGCCAACAACAAGGGCGAAACUUGGGGCCACCACCACCACAAUCACCACCACGACGGUCUCAACUCUUCUGGCGCCGAGUACGAGUAUGACGAGGAAGAUGCGCCCACAGACGGGAACGUCAUCAAGAUCGACAUGCCUGCGCCCGUUAGAGAGGAGCCGAAGUUUCCGCAGGAAAGAUGGAAAACGGGAUUGGCUUCGAUAAUAAUGUUCUGCAGCUUCGUGUGCACUUUGGUCUCCUUAAGCAUGGUGCACGAGCGGGUGCCAGACCGAAAAACUUACGGCCCCCUGCCCGAUGUGUUCUUAGAUAAUGUACCUGCGAUUGACUGGGCCUUGGACGUUUCCGAGUACAUCAUCAUAGUGUGCGUCAACACGUCCAUGAUCGCCAUGGUCUUUCACAAACAUAGGUUUAUAGUGUUUAGAAGGAUAUUCCUGAUAAUGUCGCUGCUGUACGUGUACAGGGCGAUCACGAUGUACGUUACGGUACUACCCAUAGCGAGCAAAACGUACCCGUGCUCGCCCAAGCUGAACGAGACGUCGCCGUUGAUAAUCGCCAAGCGCGUAGUCAAGCUCAUGUCCGGAUUCGGACUGUCCGUCAACGGACAGCACACCUACUGCGGCGAUUUCAUCUACAGCGGGCACACGGUCAUACUGACCUUCAGCUAUCUCAUCGUCGCGGAAUAUACUCCGAAAAAAUGGUAUCUAGCCCAUUGGAUCUACUGGUUGUUGGGUGUCAUAGGUGUGAUAAUGUUGGAAUUGUCCCAUGGACAUUACAGUGUCGAUGUAAUAAUAGCUUAUUACAUUACAACAAGGAUAUUCUGGACCUAUCAUACUCUAGCCAACAAUGCUAGCUUAAAACAAUACUCGCCCAACAACCACAUAGGACGCGAGUGGUGGUUCUGUGCGUUUAUGUACUUUGAAAAAAAUGUGGGGGGGCCUUUGCCCCGGCAAUUUGAUUGGCCGUUGCCUUGGCCUCGUAGGUUUCACUCGAAAAGCCGGGCCAGUUAGUGCAGUGCGUUGUUUUGCGUUUGAAAGAACUCUAUGAAAUUUAUUUCGUCAAAAUUAACGCACAAUAAGUAAAAAUAUUACAACUCCAAAACGCCUCCACCAAUCUUCAUGAAAUUUUGUAUGAAAGUACUUCGUAUUCUUGUUUGUAUACCCUGAAAAUUUUGUACAAAUCAAACGAACAGUAACGAAGAUACAGCGCUUCAAAGUCGGUAAAAAUUUUGGUCAUUUGAAGCGCUGUAUUCUCCUUACUUUUCAUUUGAUUUGUACCACAUUUUCAGGGUAUACUAACAAAAAAAUCUUUUAUAAUAAUAAAGGCAGUUUAGAGUUGAACUUUUUUUACUCGUUAUGCGUUAAUUUUCACUCGCAACGUAUAUAUUUGUGAUAAAAGAAUAUUGUGUAGCGCCUUAUCUGACUAAAUUUUGCUCUUUAAAUGUCUUCAAUAUCAUACCAAAGGAGUAUGUCGAGAACCAGUCGGAUAUACAGGGUGUGUGAAGUUUGUGUGGUCCACCCUUUAAAUGUAAGUUUUACGGUUUUGGUAUCAUAUUAAAGACGAUAUAUUUAUGUAAAUAUAUAUACAACAAAGUUAUCCGAAACGGAAUCUCUGUUUCUCAAAAACUCUUAUUAAUUUUUUAUAUAAAUAUUUUAUUACUGUUUUAAAGUAUAGUUGGACAUAAAGUAAAAGGGAUAAGACUACUUUUAUAAACAGAAAACUAGAUCUGAUUGAUAUAUGUAUAUAUAAGGAUAAUUUAUUUAUUUUAAUUUUGCAUUCAGUCGAAAUUGUGCCAAUAUUGUAUAAAAUAUCAAAAUUCAGAGUUAUAUCAUUUUAGAAUUACAAGAAAAAAAUUGUUCGCUUCAUAAGCACAGUUUUGUAUUUUUAUAUGUAACUAGGCAAAAUAAACCUAUUCAUUUUUACCGAACUUAACCAAAACGAAAAUAUGCACGUGUUUUAAUGUACACUUUUUACCUUGUGUGAGUUUAUCGCAUUCCAUACAAAUGUUUACAUUGUAUUUGUCGAAUUUAAACACAAACACUACUAAAAUAGGAAAAACGAACAUGGGAUAAUCUUUUGUUAAACAUAAAAAAAUCAAAGGGGUGUUUCUUAAAAUUUUCGACUUUGCUUUCUAUAAAAAUUAAGGGAAACAUUUAAAUUUAAUUUUUGCGUGUAAUUUUGAGAUUUUUAUAAUAAAUUUGUGAUACAAAUCCUAAACAAAGAAAUUUUGUUGAUAAAACAAAGAAGAAAAAAUCAUUUUACAUUUCUCAGAAAAUUUCGAGAAUCAUGGAAAAAAUUCGUAAAAAAAGCGUUUGUAUUUUAUGUAUAAUCAAUAAAUAGGUAUUGAAAAUUUAUAAAUUUUGAAAAUUCCUAAAUUUUUCAAAAUCUAUAAAUUUUUUAAAUUUUCCAAAAUUUUUUAUAUUUUAAAAUUUCCGUUAUAGUUAAUACUUGAAGAGAGGAAAAGUUUUUUUAUUAAUUUCAUAGGGAAGCUCAAAUUUUUUUAGGGAUUUUUUUUCAUCAGUUUAAAAACUAAUACAACCCUAUUAAAGAUACUGCAUGAUAAAUUACGUUAUACUGCCUAAAUAGGACGAAAUUUAAAAAAAAUAAGUUUGAUUUUUUAUGUUUAACAUUAAAGCUCUCAUCAAGUUGGUUAUUUACGGCAGAUUAUACAAGGUGGAAUAAAAAUAACUGCCAGUUUAAAGAAAAUUAACUAUAUUAUUUUAAACAUUUAAAAAACCCCUCUUACUUUUAAUCAAUAUAUUUAUUAUUAUUUUGAGUGUAAUACUAUGCUUUUUCUACUCCAAUUAAGCAUUUAUAAUUAACCUCACUUUCUCUCAAUUUAUAUCGUCCCCCCGUAUAUAUAAAAAAAACCGAUUGGUCCAAAUCACAGUGAAUAAUGAAAUCGGCCUAUUACAGCGUGAAUAAUGAGCUUAUUAUUCCCGUUGUUAAUAGUAUCCAAUGGAAGUGAAAAAAGGCGUUUUUUUAAUGUUUUAAAUAGUAUAAGUAACAUUUUUUUAAUCGCUCUCCUGAAAAUUUCUUAAAAACUAGAUACGCCUUUACGUGUUUUCAUCGUCUAAAUAGCAUUAAAAUAAAUUAAACUAAAACAUCUAUUCUGAAAAUACUGUUUUUCGAAAAAUAAUUCCAUUUAUUGUUACCUACCUGAUGAACCUUAAAGACAUUGUAUGAUAUGCAACCCAUUCAGAUUCUAUUGUAUAAAGUUUAUGUAUUAUAAAUGUGGCUUUAAAAUUUUUUCAAGAUUGUGACACAAUUUUUUUUUAAUAUUAUGGGUUUUUGCUUUGACAUUAACAUCGUUGAAUUUUAUUUUUUUAUAUAGUUACUACUAGGAAUUUUGUUUUGGGUAUGCCAAGUUUUUGUACUGAAUAUAAUUAUGUUAUCUUAACUUUGUAUUGAAGUUUAAUUCUUACUGAAUGAAGUAUUGAAUUUAUUGAAGAUUAAUAUAUAAUGUAUUCUCAAUUUAAUGCAUAUUAAAAAAGGAAUUGCUUCUCAUUUGUGAUAGAAGUUUUUUAACUUCGAUAUUUCAUUAACGUCAAAUCUAAAAGUAUAAAAACAAAUAAAAAAGAUUUUAAGCUUCUGUAGUGUGUGGAUGUAAACUUUCAAUGUCAGAUUAUCACAUCUUGCCUAUAUUUAAGUGUAUUAAAAUGAUAAUUGCAUUAUUUGAAUUUUUAUAUUUGUAAACUGUUGAUAUUUUCAAUAAUUAAAAAAAGAUUACUAAAAACUGUUGUUUGUCACAUUCGUGAAAUAGUUACAGAUAUUUACCAAUGUUGUUUUCAUAUACAUUG
Molecule: messenger RNA, 4541 nt
Organism: Brassicogethes aeneus
Lineage: Eukaryota; Metazoa; Arthropoda; Insecta; Coleoptera; Nitidulidae
Source: the annotation of a GenBank genome assembly